AGCCAAACCAUGAUCAACUGGCCCAAUCCAAGUCCUCCAAAAUCCUACGCAUUGUAUCCUUAUUCCUUAUCCUUUCCCGACGCUCAAAAAAAUCAAUCUCAAGCAAAUCGGCCAUUCCAAUGGCGUCCACAGCUCCAUCCAUCUCCUUCCUCACAUCUCACAUCUCCGCGAUUCCCACAUCAAACCCCAUCCCCGCUCGUUUUGCGUUUCCCAUUUCGCCCCUCAAACCCUCGAAAAUCACCCUCCCUGCUGCGCUGCACCACGCAGCCAAGCCGCUCUCCUAUGAAAUCGAAGCCGCCUGGGAUCGCCUGAGUCCGGUGAAGACGGAUGUAGAAGAAGAAGAAGUUGAAGCGGCGGACGACGGAUUCUACGAGAUCGAACACGGCGGGAUCUGUGCGGUUCCGAAGAAGAGACGGUCCCGAUCUAAGUCACGAAUCCGGAGAAAUAUCUGGAAAGGGAAAGCUCGGAUUGCCGCCGCGAAGGCUUACUCGCUGGCCAGAUCAAUUGCGACUGGGAAUUCGAAGAGUUUUCUGGUCAUCAGCAAAUCGUCAUCUUCUUCUACUUCAUCAUCAGAAUCUUAGUUCUGUAUGUAUCUCUCUAUCUCUCUCUCAUUCCCUUUUAAUGUGAUUGUUGUAGUCCUAGAAUUAAAUUGAAUUCAGAAAUUCUCUCUUGAUGCUGUUUUGCUUGCAAUUGCCUAUUAUCUUUUAUUUUCAUCCAAGUUUGUUGAAAACAAAUCAAAGGCUAAAAAGACUAAUAUAUGUGAGUUACCCUU
Molecule: messenger RNA, 772 nt
Organism: Cuscuta campestris
Lineage: Eukaryota; Viridiplantae; Streptophyta; Magnoliopsida; Solanales; Convolvulaceae
Source: the annotation of a GenBank genome assembly